This is a messenger RNA of Pollicipes pollicipes, 4812 nucleotides long. Its product is annotated as alkaline phosphatase 4. The record is from RefSeq and is a predicted model, not a curated record. The transcript has 4 exons. Lineage: Eukaryota; Metazoa; Arthropoda; Thecostraca; Pollicipedomorpha; Pollicipedidae. Gene Ontology annotation, biological process: dephosphorylation. Gene Ontology annotation, molecular function: alkaline phosphatase activity. Bases 924 to 1664 code for a protein of 246 amino acids.
GUCACGCGGCGGGUCUGUGUCCAUGCCACGCGGCGGGUCUGUGUCCAUGUCACGCCGCGGGCCUGUGCCCACGUCCACCCUGUCACCGUGCCGAUGCUAACGACUGGCAUGCCUGUACCUCAUCACCCAUUUCCUUCUGUGCCGGUCGCCGCACAUAGGUCGAUGCAAACGAGGGCGGGGUGGAGGCAGCCGACACGCUGAAGGAUCCGCUAGGGGAGUUCGGUAGAUUCUGGAGGAUCCGGUUUUUUGUACAGUGUUGUUGCCGGUUGUUAUGGUUGUGUCAGAGAGCUUACACGUUGUCUUUUACCCGAUUUUCAUCAAAUGGUUACAUCCUGAUUACUUCAGAAAACGUUUAUUACAGCCCUCAAACUCACAUAGGCGUAACUAUCACUGAGGCCGCGGCUGUUCAGCCAGACUUCAGUAACUUUCGGGUAUAUUUUGCUGCGGACCUGGUCAUGCCCUUUCAAUUUUGCCUACUCCCCGCGCCGUGCCGUGUAGAAUGGUGUAGUUCGUGUGCUUUUCCGCAACAAAAGAGAGUCAAACAGACGGGUCAUUGUUAUUGAUUCGAGUUUUACGGCGCCACAACUGCUUGAUUAUUCACCUCCCAUCAGACGGGUCCCUACCGAAUUUGGACCCGGACCCAGUGGACCUCAUCACGUCGGUACGCCUCUACCUGCUUCCUUCAACAUCAUAGGUACGUUCCGUUGGCGUAUCCAUGUGACCAAGAGUCCCGUGCGCAAACCAUACAUUUUACGCAGUUGAUGUGACUGCGUCAGUACUCGCAGGUGAGUGACGUGGUCAUGCUCAUAAUGUUUCGCUGAACCUAAGCCAGCCCCGCCACAGUUCACGUUGUGCGGAAGAUGAACUCUGUCUCUGUUCCAGGUCGACCUGUCCUCACCCGGUGACCACACAGCGGACGCCACAUGGGCCAUCCGUCCCUGGUAAUGCUGGCGCUGUCUGGCGCACUGCUCGGCACCCACUGCAGCAUCACAGAAGAUCAGAGGUUCUGGUACGAUGACGGCUCUCGUCGACUGCGCGAGGUGCUGGCCAAGCCGCCGGUGGAGCGCGUGGCGCGUAACGUGGUGCUGCUGGUGGGUGACGGCAUGGGAAUGAGCACGAUCACGGCCGGCCGCAUUUACCGCGGUCAGCAGCUCGGCCUCAACGGCGAGGAAUACCAGCUCUCAUUCGAGAAGUUCAGUCACAUCGGCCUAGCAAAGACGUACAACGUGGACGCCCAGGUCGGGGACAGCGCCGCCUGCGCCACAGCUCUCUUCUGCGGCGUUAAGACCAAGUUCCACAGGAUCGGCGUGGACGCGUCCUCGGAGGGUAGCAACUGCCACGGAGGGAGGCGGCUGACCUCUCUGAUCGACUGGGCCCAGCAGGAGGGGAAGUCUACCGGUCUCAUCACCAACACGCGGCUGACGCACAGCACGCCGUCGGCGGCGUACGCGCACGUGCGGGAGCGCCGCUGGGAGAGCAGCACGCAGACCGGUGGCUGUAAGGACAUCGCGCAACAGCUGGUGGAGGAGCAGCCCGGCCGCAGUAUCGACGUGAGGCGCACCAAGGGAGGGGGUCUCCCUCCGCUGCUGACGGGCGGUCGCGCCGCGCUGCCUACGGGCUUCCGUCACCCGUCCCUCAUCGGGCAUCCUGCCCUGUUUACGUAAACAAAUAGCACAGAUGGCCUCCCACCGGGUGUAGACUUAUCACUGUCAUUUGACAACGUCGAUGCCAGUCAUUACACCUUUUAUUCCGUUUAACCGACUUCGAAGCAAUCUUCUGUGCAGUGGUUCAUGACACCUCGAGUACGGUUUGUAGACAGUCGCUUUUGAAUGAUCAUCAGUUUAUACCCAUACGGAACACACACAAAUUCAUCCAGUAAAAAGCAAAUAUACACUCACAACACCGUCUAACAGUGGCGUGAAAGGCCUGGGGCGCCUGGCACAAGAGAGCUGACGCACGCAGGGGUGCAGGAGCCCACUGGAGAACCGUCCCUGGGUCAGCCAGCCUUACGCGCGAGGAAGUCUGAUACGCGGGGAACAGCCUGAUACGCGCGGGAGUCUGAUACGCGGGAACAGUUCGAUAUCCGUCCCAAUGGCUUAGUUAAUUAAAGCACCUGCCUCCGGACCAGUGAGAAAGAAUCGCUUUUGAACUAGGGUGAGAGUGAAAAAUUCCACCGCAAAAGGCCGUGCAGGAGUGAAAAAUUCCAUUCACAGAAGUUGGAGCUUAUGAGUCAAUAAGAUAUAAACCAGCAAGCAAAGACAUACAUUUCAAGUUGCCUUGAAGGUAAUAUCAUAAGCAUGACAAAACUGUUUCUGUUUUUGAAACAUCUUAGGUCAUUACAGUAAAACAGAACACAUUAAAUAGUAAUUAUUUUAUGGCAGUGUGAUGAGCAUGAAAAACUAUGUUACACCAAUGUUUUGAUGUUGCACUUUGCACUUCUCAUGCAUAUGAUUUUUAGGCACAAAACAAAGGAAAAUUAACUGAGCAACAAAAACAACAACAAAUAAUUCAAGAAGCAUAAAUCAUUCAAACAAAGAAGUCUUGGCGUCCUGCACAUCAGCCCAUCACCCAAUCAAACACAUCAGACAUGCCUCUGGCUUCGACCGAGAUGAGGCCGGGAAAUACAAAUAUUGUGUCAUUGUUUCUUGCAAAAUACCGAUGUGUAUUUCCAUGGAAGCAACCUACCCAAGCCUAACCUAGACAGGCCUUAGCUCAUCUCAUCCUGUCUAACCUAUUUGUAUCACGGCAGCAUUUGUGAAUCGCUAUUUUUUGUGUGUGCAAAACUCCUGCUGCCACUUACCAUGCAACUAACCAACUUUCCCAAAUUUAGAGUAGCCCAUAUGCUGAAUGUCAUCUCACUUCACCUCAUCUAUUUCUUGACAGCAAUAGUUGUAAUAAAAUUGUGAAGAUUAUUUUUGACUGGUUUCAACUUGUAUUUUGAAUCAAUUCACUCGUGCGAGCUUGUUGACACCACCCAAAGUUGACCACAAACAAAGCAAAGGCCCCCAAAUCACUUUGAACAACUUAUUCUGGUUGUUAUGGUUGGUCUCCAUCAAGGGCAAUAGUGGAUAUACUCCACAAAACAAUCUCUCUUCUCCAAACGUAACAUAACUUACAGAUGGCCACAAAACCAGUUUUGCUGCUUGCCCUUUCAGAUGCAGCAUAGGCAUACAUUCACAUUUUGUUAUUCAUAUUUCAUGACUUAAAGUUUAGGAUGUUUCCUUCACACUUUAAAUUGGAUGGUCUCACUAUUUGCAAAAACUGAUAUCCACUUCAUGUUGUAAUUUUUACGCAGCUUAGGGUAUUCCUGUGUUAAACAAUGUAGUGCAUACCUACAGUAUAGUCAUUUACCAGCCAGCAAACCAUGGCAACUGUGGACAACAUCUGGUUAAGGCAGACAUGAGGGGCCACUUCAACGAAUUUGAGGCAAAUAGGCAAGAGUGUGGAACAAGAUAGUUCAAUUACAUGUCUUCUGGCAUCAUAAUUUGCACUAUGAACAAAACUUGAUGGAUUAAAACACAAAAUGACUAAAUCUGUUUACAAAUAAUGUGUUGAAAGCAGGCAAAGUUAGUAAUUGGUUGCUCCACAGGAGAAACAUACUUUCUAUUUAAGGGCAUGCUUCUUUCUGUUCCCCACAUAAAGUCAACAUCUUUCGCAUGGUUUGCUGACAGACAGGGUCAUCCAGCCCACCCACAAAAUAUUAAAUAAAUGUCAGUCAUGCCCCGGACCUAUAAGAUUAAACUGCGAAAUAAGAAAGGGGAAGUCUGCAUGAUAAAACAGAAUUUCGCUACCAAAGACUUCCGUAUUAGCCGCGGCAGGUCUAUUCCAAGACCAUGUACGCAAAGAUAAUGUACCGUGUUAAGGUAGCAAGCCUAGAAUGGCUUACAUUUAUCAUUAUUGAGCCCCGCCAUGAGCCAAAAAACGGCUAGCUGGGGGUUCAACAGUGAAAACAUGAUGUUAAAAAUGAGUUCCGUGAUUCAAACUAUCUCCUUCAUUCCCUGUGAGUUGUUCACUAUUAAGUGUAUAUCAAACAUACUGGAGCAGAUGAGGAAUUAAUCCAAUUGAUGUAUGAAAUAUGUGCGAGUUUGCAGCUGGAACAUUUUUCAGAGAAAUUGGUUAGCAUUUUAAGUCAUAGAUGCUACAUUCAAAGGCAAUCAAAAAGGAAGGAAAAAUGAGGUUGUAUCACACUCGUAUGAUAACAGGAAAAAACAAAAAUGAUUAAAUACAUAUAAAGACUGAAAGUUUUUGGUAAAAUUUUUAAUCAGGCCUAUUUGACUAAAAUCUGUGAAAAUGAGUGCUCAAGUGGUGAUAUCCAGCUCUUAUAUUUCAUUUAGGAAGCAUUUCUUGAAUUUUUCACACCUGCACUUCGGAAGUGGUGCAAUUUAAUCAAGUUUCUUCGGGUUAAAGAUAUACGUGGAGUAAAAUUCUCUAUCGUGCUUUGCUGGUGCUUGUACCAGGCUUUGUUUUAGUGGUGCGGUGCUUACGUGGUGCGACCAAAAUAAUUGGGGAUGUAUGAAAACCUUGCAUUUGGCACACAACCACAGAUUGUGAUGUAUUUUGUACAGGGAGCUAGAAUCGCUUUUGAACUAAGGUGGGAGUGAAAAAUUCCAUCACAAAAAACGGUGCGGGAGUGAAAAGAUCAAUUCACAAAAGAUGGAGCUUAUGAACUCGUGACUGAUGCUUCAGCAAAAAGACAUCUUUUUCAAGUUGGCAUGGACGUAAUAUCAGGAACCUAACAAAACUAUUUCGCUUUUCAACAUCUCAGGCCAUUCAAGUGAAACAGAAUACAUUAACACGCGCUCGGGUGGGGGG